This is a messenger RNA of Symbiodinium necroappetens, 1620 nucleotides long. The record is from the annotation of a GenBank genome assembly. NCBI's taxonomy places the organism in Eukaryota, Dinophyceae, Suessiales, Symbiodiniaceae.
AUGUUGUGUGUUAGCCGAGUGUCGGGCGAACCGGUCCUCGAGCUGGGAGAAGACGAGUUGGAUGCAUUGACAUCAGAUGGCGGUAGUGCAGUGCGGGCAGUGAAGCAACGUUUGAGGCAGGUAACAGGGAUUGGCAUCUUCAGGCAGUCGCUGGUUCAUGAUGGUUGCAUGCUGGAGGAGAAGGAUAAGUUGAAGUUUCCAAUGGACCUGCAGCUGGUGGUCACGUCAUGCUCGGCCAAAAUGUCUGCAGCAGAUUUUCGGGAAAUGCAAAAUGCUGUGGGCGAGAAUGACACACACCGGCUCGAGGCUGUGCUGCAGAAAGGUCAUGACCCGGAUGCAACAGAUGCUGAGCACCAGACGUCCUUGCACAUCGCGGCUUCAUGGGGUCACAUGGCCUCCACACGUUUGUUGAUAGAGGCCCGCGCAAACCUUGGCAUCAAGGACUGCAGAGGUUCGACUCCUCUGCGACUUGCACUCAAGGACAACAACCUGGAGCUCGCCGGCUUGCUCAUCUCAGCUGGUGCAGGGAUCAGCGGAGCUCAGCGUGAGGCUUUCGAACCCGGCAACUUGGAAGUCGCCAACUUGUUGCUGCAAGCAGGCAUUGAUGUGAACGAGCCGGGUGAUGAUGGCAGAACGCCCCUACACUGGGUGUGCCUUCGUGGUCAUUUGACGGUUCUGCAUCUUCUCUUGGAAGCGCGGGCUUCGAUCAAUGCUACCGAUUCCCGAAAUGCCUCACCGCUUGUUCUCGCAGCUGACUGGGGGAAGGCGGCUGCAGUACAGAUGCUCAUUGAGGCGGCAUCAGACUUAGAUCAAGCGACGGCCAGCGGAAAAACUGCUCUCCAGAUUGCACUGGGCAACCGGCGCUUAGACAUCGCGCGACGGCUAUUGGAAGCUGGGGCUGAUUGGAGCCCGUCUCCAGAUUCGCAUCAAGCACCGGCCUUGCUAAUCGCAUCCGAACAGUUUGACUGGUACAUGGUCCGUUUAUUGCUGGAUGCAAGAGCCAGCGUAGAUGCUGUUGAUGCUCUUGGGCGGACAGCUUUGCACCACGCAUUUCAGAAGCCGCAGGACGUAGAAUCCAUGGACAUGGCCCGCUUGCUGAUAGAAAGGACAGCAGAUGUGAACAAGACGCGCGAUGCGGAGGGCUGCGCCCCUUUGCAUUGGAUGUCACAGGCUGGCAGGUCAGACAGGGUGCCUUUUCUGGUGGAGGCAAAGGCCGAUCUCAACCUAAAGAAUUGCAGAGCCGAGACGUCCCUGCACUUGGCAAGCAGAAGUGGCCACCACGGAGUCAUCAAGCAGUUGCUGGACAACGGAGCAGAGACAGACUUGGCUGCUGCUGGCUGUGGCAACCUUGAGUGCACUCGACUGCUGAUCCAGGCUCGUGCUGAUGUGAACAGGGCCAGCUUAGCCAACGGAGCCACGCCUGGGAGCCCUAUCUAUGGUGAGACGGUGCUCCGGCAGCUCGCCACGCCCGUUACGCCGGAUCUACAGGCGCCUUUCUCCUUGGAUGCCCCGAACGUGGAAGGACGCCUGUUCCCGGUCCGGGGAGACAAACUUCCGCGGGUUUGGCGGCAGCGUCCCUUUAACAAUCUGCAAGGUCAGAGAUACUCCCUUGGCGCCUGU